Anopheles darlingi is the source of this 1177-nucleotide messenger RNA. RefSeq names its product sulfotransferase 1A3-like. Lineage: Eukaryota; Metazoa; Arthropoda; Insecta; Diptera; Culicidae. Gene Ontology annotation, biological process: sulfation. Gene Ontology annotation, cellular component: cytoplasm. Gene Ontology annotation, molecular function: sulfotransferase activity. The transcript is spliced from 5 exons. The coding region runs from base 77 to 1060 and encodes 327 amino acids. The record is from RefSeq and is a predicted model, not a curated record.
UCUUCUCGCAGUCUUGCUGCUGCACCACACGACUAGCGUUGUGUACGCCCGAGGACAAACUCACAGUCUAGCUAAUAUGUCCACUGCGGCCUUUACAAUAGCAGAAACCGAUGAGCAGUCCGUGUACACCGAGCGCCGUCAAAUCAAAGUGCUACUUAACGAUCUGACGGAUUAUCCGUUGGAUCCGACCGUGAGGCCACCGGUUCCAGUGACUAUAUCAUCCAACUAUCGCAACAACGUCCAGCGUGUGCGAGACUUUCAAGUGUUCGAGGAUGAUGUUUGGAUUGUGACAUUCCCGAAAAGUGGCACCACCUGGGCGGAGGAGAUGACCUGGCUGAUCAACCACGAUCUCGACUACGACACGGCACGGAGCAUCAAGUUAAACUCGCGUUCGACAUUUCUCGAAAUAGGAGCCAUCUCGGAUCUCUUUCCAAUCGAUACGAUUGCAGUGGCUGAGAAGAGUCCGCGACCGCGACAAAUCAAAUCGCACCUUCCGCUCUCUCUUCUACCACGCCAGCUUUGGACAGUGAAACCGAAGAUCGUCUACGUCGCACGCAAUCCGAAAGAUGUGGCCAUCUCGUUUUUCCAUCAUUACCGUGUGUUUGUAGGGUACAAUGGAACGAAGGAGACUUUCUUGACCGAGCUUCUGGCCGAUAAGGUUACCUAUUGUCCUAUGGUGCCCCAUGUGCUUGAUUUUUGGGUCCUCAAACAAGAACCGAAUGUACUGUUUCUUACAUAUGAAUCAAUGAAGCGGAACCUAAGAGGCUUGCUACCGGAAGUAUGCCGCCACUUUAAUAAAACAUACUCCGAGGCACAGCUGGACGAACUGGAUGUUCAUUUGUCGUUCAACGAGAUGAAAAAAAACCCGGCCACCAACAAGGAAGAUGUAGUGCGCAACGCUCUUGCCAAGGAUAAACGCGAGAAUGAACAGUUCAAAUUCCUACGCAAAGGCAUCGUCGGAGAUUAUCGCAACGAGCUGCCGGAAGAGUUCAACAUCAGGUUCGAUCGUUUCAUUGCAGAGCAACUGUCUGGAAGUGAUUUCCGAUACGACUACGAUUGAGAAUGACGCACGAAUAAACAGCAUUUCUGUUUUGCUUCAGUCUGUAUCGCACGGUCUUUUAAUUAUACAUAUAUGGUAUCAAGAACUAAGUAUAGCAAGAAGCUAACGACCGAAGAA